AUGGAUCAGUCCAACAACUUAUUCAGAUUCAAUAUUGCCCUGUUGAGAUUGCCGAAGUCGGCAAAAUUGAGAUCAUUUGGAGUAUAUUUGGCGGGAGCGCUCUAUGCUAUUGGCUUUUGGUCUAUCAUAGAUGCCUCUAUAUACUCGAAAACUGUGAAUGCGUCAAUAGUACAUAUUACGUUUGUUGAUUGGAUUCCAUUUAUAUGCUCCACUUUGGGUAUGCUUAUUGUCAAUUCAAUUGAAAAAGCAAAUCUAUUUAAUGACACAAGUAAUUCAUUUUUAAGCAAUGGCAAUAGUAAUGCUUGGGCUGCGAGAGUUAUUCUAUUCUUUGGGUUCUCUUUAUUGGCUGGUGGCCUUGCUGGAUCGUUCAUGGUAUUUAUACUUAAAUUCCUUUUAAAACAUUAUCAGUUCCCAACGUUGGGAAUGGGAGUUUCGAACAUUGUGUGCAAUGUAUGUAUAAUGUUCAGUUGCAUUGUAUUAUGGUUAUCCCAAAACAUUGAAGAUGAGUAUAGUUACAGUUUAGCUCUUUAG
Priceomyces carsonii is the source of this 531-nucleotide messenger RNA. RefSeq lists its product as uncharacterized. The coding region runs from base 1 to 531 and encodes 176 amino acids. Gene Ontology annotation, cellular component: Vps55/Vps68 complex; fungal-type vacuole membrane. NCBI's taxonomy places the organism in Eukaryota, Fungi, Ascomycota, Pichiomycetes, Serinales, Debaryomycetaceae. The record is from RefSeq and is a predicted model, not a curated record. Gene Ontology annotation, biological process: protein targeting to vacuole; late endosome to vacuole transport via multivesicular body sorting pathway. The transcript has a single exon.